Messenger RNA from Podospora pseudopauciseta, 1705 nucleotides. RefSeq lists its product as uncharacterized. The transcript is spliced from 3 exons. Bases 677 to 1705 code for a protein of 342 amino acids. Gene Ontology annotation, cellular component: Dsc E3 ubiquitin ligase complex; endoplasmic reticulum. Lineage: Eukaryota; Fungi; Ascomycota; Sordariomycetes; Sordariales; Podosporaceae. Gene Ontology annotation, biological process: SREBP signaling pathway. The record is from RefSeq and is a predicted model, not a curated record.
AGUCAAGAGACCCAUGGCACUAUAACAGCAUUGGAUGCACCUCUUAGCGCCCGUCGAGAAAACACUAUCUGGGGCUAGUCCCCGACAAUUGAGGGGACAUCCUUUGACUAAAGCUAUCCGAAACCAGACAGGUUGAGUCACCCUUGGCACGAUACCUACUGUAGUUUUGGAUGCUCAGAAAGAAGACGAAAAGCUCAUUAAAGAGCAUGUCAGAAUAUUCUUAUUCUCCAUCUGCUUAUUUUCUCUCCCCUUUCACCGAGUACAUACAAGUUGGGAUGGUUUUGGAGAAGCUAUGACAUCAUUGCUUUGCUCUCCACGAAAUGCAGGGUUCAAGUAUGCGCUCAACGACGCCUAUAGAUUUGGUUCCUUUGACGAUAUUUGGAAUACACUACAAUUCUACAUUGAUACUAUCGACAACUUGUAGCUCUCAAAGCAUUGUCGGUACUAGCCAAGAUCCCCGCGGCCGGCACUCGCUUGCAACGGGCGGGCCGCGUGAGCUCACUUUGGAAGGUCGCCAGUUUGGCAGUUUGCGCCUAGCAUCCAACUUGAACAUUCUCCGUCGCUUGCUACCCGCUUUUAACGACCGAUGGCUGUCUUGUCACAUUGGGAAUCUGCGAUGUGAGGACACCACGUACAUUAAUGUACCAUUACUGUUUGCUUUCGACCUCGGCGAGCUAUGAACGAUGAUCCGGGCUCGAGCUCCACGGCCCGCCCCAACACCAACACCACAGACCCAGAUCACUCCGAAGGGUCCACAACAGAGGCCAGCAGUAGGAACGAUGGCCAGUCCAGCGACUCUGAGGUCAAGAAUAAGCAACGGGUGGGCUUGGCCAAGAAGCUCGAGUUUGUGACACACCUUCAGAGGAGUCUCGACAUGCUGGUCUGGUCGUAUAUGUGCACACUAUACUACAUGGAAUGCUCCCUCUCCCGACUCAUAAUCCGCGGCCUUCCCCACGUCGCCUUCCUCUCCCCAAAAGAAGGCCUCCUCCUGCCUGCUCAGCGUCCACAUCUCUUCGCCAUCUUCCUCCCAGCUUUUUUCUGCAUACUCUUCCAUCUCGUCCUCUCCCUCCCCGUCGCAGGCGAAGCAACGCGAGGAUACCUCCAGGGCGGUGUCCUAAUCGACUUCAUCGGCCAGCAGCCGCCCAAAACCCGACUGACCUUCCUCUCCAUUGACAUCACAAUAUUCCUCAUACAAUGCCUCAUGCUCGCCGUCCACCAAGACCGCGAGCGCCUCAAAAAGGCAGUCUUCCCCUCGCUGAGAACUAUUAUCCCCGGCGACGAGGCGCAACUAGACGUCCCCCCGGCAAUAGCGCAGGACCACAACGCGGAAGAGAGAGGGGUGCUAAGCGACCAGACAUUUAUGGUGGAUAACGAAGGGAUCGAACUGCGGCCGCUCGGCCAAUCUGGGAGGGAAGGAGAUAAUGACAAUGAUAAUGACGAACGAGAAAGGAUGGGAUCGGGGCCGUAUGCCUCUGUGACGACAACGGUGGACAUGAUAGAUAUCAUGCGGUCUGGCAACGCGGUGCUGGGGAAUUUCCACGUUGUGAAUGCCGUCAGGACGGUGGGAAGCGGGGUACAGAAUACGGCAGCGUACUCGUUGCGAAGUUUUGGUUAUAACGCUACUCUUGCAGCUUUGGCGGCUGAGAGGAGGAGCAGGCUGGUUAGGUUGCGGCAGCCGGGAACGGCGACAACAUUGCCAACAUAA